Molecule: messenger RNA, 3062 nt
Organism: Cyprinus carpio (common carp)
Lineage: Eukaryota; Metazoa; Chordata; Actinopteri; Cypriniformes; Cyprinidae
Product: ephrin-A3
Biological process (GO): axon guidance; ephrin receptor signaling pathway
Cellular component (GO): plasma membrane
Molecular function (GO): ephrin receptor binding
Source: RefSeq, a predicted model, not a curated record
UCUGUGGCGGGAGCAGAAACGAGUGUCAGUGAGAUCGCCUAUGAUUGCCUUACUUUUCCUAUUACUGUUUGACAUCGUGUGUGCGUUUGGACAAGACCACAGUAAACGCAAAGACGAGCUCACAAAAGCUCACAGAAGUUCAUUGACCGCAAUAUAUGGCUGUGUAUACUGACAAAAUCGUCUUUUACACUUACUAAGUCGGUUUAUUGUUUUUUUUUUCCUCCAGUCGACGCCAGUCACCUAACCAAAGAGACACCUGCCGCCGACGACGCAGGCUACCCUCUCUCUUUUGUAAUAUCGACAAUCCAUCGACAGUUUUUCGUACCAUUUUUCUUCUUUUGUGGAGGAUUUUGUCUCAGAAAGGAAUUAAUCAGUAACUUGUUUUAGCAAAUUCCAACAGACCUGCUCAGGAUGCCUUGGAUGAGCGUCUGUCUGCCAUGGAGUUGCAUUCGGGAAAGCGCGAAGCUCUGUGACUGAACAAACUAGCCGUACUGCGGCACGGCUUCGCGAAAUAAACGCUUUGCGGCUGUCUGUCCACUUGCUGAGUCGCAGGAAUGUUGUAAAAACCGCUAGUUUCGCGUGGGACUGGGGGACUGAGAGUCGAAGAAGGCGAAGAGACCACAGCAGGUGCACGUGAACGCAGGAAUAUUAUCAUGGCUUUCGCGGCGGUUUCCCUCUACCUCCUCGCGCUCGCCUGGACGAACUUGCGCCCGGUCCACGGGAACAACCGUCACGCCGUGUACUGGAACAGCUCAAACAUCCACUUGCGGAGAGAGGGUUACACCGUACAGGUCAGUGUUAAUGACUACCUGGACAUCUACUGUCCACACUACAACCAGAGCCAGCGGGGGGCCCUAGAGCGCGGUGUGGCCGAGCAGUACGUUCUCUACAUGGUCAGUUACCGAGGCUACCGCACCUGCGACCCACAGAUGGGCUUCAAGCGCUGGGAGUGCAACCGGCCGCACGCCCCCCACGCGCCCAUUAAGUUCUCGGAGAAAUUCCAGCGUUACAGCGCCUUCUCGCUAGGCUAUGAAUUCAACGUGGGCCAUGAGUACUACUAUAUAUCUUCACCAAUCCAUCACCAUGGACACAGCUGUUUAAGACUGCGGGUGUUUGUCUGCUGUUCUACAGUCUCUAAUGCAGAUGAUGACUCAAACCAGAGUCCACCUGACUACACUGUCAGACCCAAACUGCAUGACAUUGAUGAGUUUAACCCUGAGAUCCCUAAACUGGAGAAGAGCGUCAGCGGCAGCAGUCCAUCUGGAGACCGACUGUUAAUCACUGUGGCGACACUUCUCCUCGCUGCUCUCCUCGUGUCCUAGCAACAGUCUCUCCCUCUCUCUGACAUUUCUGAGCCAGCAGUCCCGAGCUCUAAAAAAAAGAUCGCCUUUCGUUCAACCUGUGCGGGAGAUUAUCCAAUCAGAACAGAUUAACCACUAGUCAAGCCCUAAACGUGGGAGCUGAUUGUAGAUCUACCGCACCCAAAUAGUGGCCUUUGUCUCCACGAUUUUGGACCUUACGAUUAAGGAUGACAUGCAUCGUUUUCAGAAUUUGCCUUUGUGAUCGAACAUCCUCUCUUCUCAAACAUACUCGCAGAGAAAAAAAAACAAAACAAAAAAAUAAUCCAAGAACAAGUCAGUUCUCAUCUUCAGUGAACCAAUCCAGACUGGGGCAGCUCUUGAGGUGGACAUUUUGAGAUUGACAUGAACUCAAAUGGAUAUGACAAGCGUCAUAGUGCUCAGUGCUUUGACCGUGGAUCUCAGCUGAGGGACUCAAGGAGUGUUGGAGACCUUUGAUCCUGUCUUAACAUUCUGUCACAACCCGCACCCACAGUAUGUGACUGCAAUUUGUGUCAGUCAUUGAUAGUGUUGCAGCAGAGAUCAAUAAAACUCAUUUGCCAGUUACUAAGUUCAGGUGUAAGGCUUAUGAAUAGUUCACAGAAAGGCACGGCUGCUGUUUCUGCUAGUUGCCGGCCUGGAGUCUCGUUUGUGAGCUGUAAUGGGAAACUAUUGCUGAACUUGAAAACUAGAGGCAGAUUAUCGGUCAGAGACCAUCACUAUUGUUCGUUUUGUGACAGAAAGUGUUUGGUCAUCAUAGCAGCGCACAUAACAAAAGAGAAUCGGGACGGACCGAAAGAAGAGUAGAUAAUAGAUAGAUUUGCUAUAGUAUUUACGUGGCAUCAUGGGAAGGUACUGGAUUGGCCAGUGCCACUGAUUAGCAUAGUGGCCAUUUUUGUAAGAGUGGUUGAGUCAUAAACUGCAAUUCGCUGUUUUAUAUCGAAGAAUUGCGAUGCAGAAUUAGUUUUUACUGUACGAUACAUAUUUAACUGCUCUUUGAGUAUGUUACUUUAUAUACUUAAUUUAUUGAGUUAUUUAUUGAUCAUUUGAUCUUUUUUUGAAACUUUGUGAGUUUUGUCUGCUUUUUUGAGGGAUCUUUCCUCAUCUUUGCUAAUGCCAAAUUAUUAAGUUUGUUUUUGUUCAUUUCAUAGCCUUUAUUUCUGUUUAUGUGCCAGCAAAUUCUCAGUUUUCAAAACUCAUAGUUACAGAAAAAAUCUUUAAUGCAUCUCAUCCAUUGCUCCUAGUUGAAAUAGGUGCAAUAUCUUCAUAAGGAGAGUCAUUAUUAUAGGAAAGUUUGAGAUUGUUGUAAUCUAUAUUGGUGGGUGGGGCUGGGAUAACUUUUAGGGAGGGGUUUCUUGAAAGGGCAGGGCCUCAGUGCAGUAACAAAUCCUCAGACCGCUGCAGACAAUGUCAAGAGUGAAUGUCUAUGUUAAUGUUUCUGCGUAUGUGUCUUAUGAGUGUGCACUUUACAAGGGAUCAUAUGAAAGUGUGCGCGUUUUGGCAUUUUCAUAUGCAUUUAGAUACACAUUUGUAGGUUUUAAAUACUCAAGCUUGCGUGAGAGUUUUAGCUCGUGAGAAUGGGGCAGGCAAGAACGAAAGCAUUUAUCAUUGUUGGAAACAACAGUACCAAUCGUGUUUACCGUACAAUGAUAACAAACAUGUAAAUGAAUCAUGAAUGACAAUUACCAGAAUGAAACUUAAUAAACAAUUCUUAUUUAAACAGUC